Messenger RNA from Panicum hallii, 1524 nucleotides. RefSeq lists its product as uncharacterized. Gene Ontology annotation, cellular component: plastid. The transcript has 2 exons. The coding region runs from base 100 to 723 and encodes 207 amino acids. Lineage: Eukaryota; Viridiplantae; Streptophyta; Magnoliopsida; Poales; Poaceae. The record is from RefSeq and is a predicted model, not a curated record.
AAGUGACCUGGCUGGCCCCAACCGCGUCCUGCCCGAACCCUAGCCAGCAACAUUUACCACGCCUCCGGCCGCCAUCGCCGGCGGCGACACCCUCUCUCGAUGGCUGCUGCUCCGCUCUACGGCGGGAGCGCCGACGACUCGGCGGAGGACUACUCCGCGGCGGCCACCGUCUUCCGCUUCGACCCGCCGCUCCCCCUCCUCCGCGCGCCCGUCCCCUCCGCCGCCUCCGCCCCCGGCGAGCCCCCCGUCCUCGCCUUCCGCGACGCCGCCAGCUGGCGUGCGGCCUGGGACGCGGCCGAGGCCAACCUCGUCUCGCAGUGCGAGGCUGGUGCACGAUCAGGGUGCUCAAUCACUGCAUCACGCAAAUGCAAGCCCCCCUGGUGGAAAGGCUUAUUUGGAGGUGCCCCAACUGAUUAUGAAGAAAGGGAGAGAUGUGAAGAGCGAGAGAUGGCUGCUUGUCUGGAGGCAGCAAAGGAGGCUUGCAUUACGUUUGCGAAGGGAAAAUGCAUCGCACCAUUCCGAGAUGCAAAUAUCGCCUCCGACGGUCUCCUGGAAAACACAGAUUUCGAUGUCUGGAGUGGCGGCAGUGGCAAAGCAUCAUCAACAUCACCGGCUGUCCUGAACAACCAGCACUCGUUCAGUCCUGGCCCUGGGGUGACAAGCUACAAAGGAAGUGACUUGCUAGACAGCUUAUCAUCAGAAAACAAGGAUAACUCUGGUUGAUGACUGCAUUAAUAAGUUAAACUUGUCGAGGCAUCAUGACGGGAUUAAGAACUAGACCCAAUAACAAAAUGAUGGCAUAACAUGAGGCCUUAUGCUGGUGUUUUCAUGCCAAGUUGGUUCAGUGGCUGGAGACAGUUAGGAAACUACUUUGUCUGCAUGGGUUGUGAACAUUGAAAAAGGGACUGGACUUCUGUUCCGAUGGCCGAGCGCAGGAGCAGUAACCAUGGAGUGGUAAGCAAGAAGACUGCCUGUGGUUGUGAUGCCUGUUUGGACUGUUUUGGAUCGUUCAUGCACAAAGUUUGUCAGUGUGCCAGUUGGUGAAGGAUCGAUUCGGCUGCUGAGGUUCCCUUGGAUGCAAUCCUGCUCGCUGGAUCCUUCUGAGAGCUCAGGAUACGAAGGGCAUGGGAGUGCAAUUAAUCUGUGCUGUGCCGGAGUAUAUGCACUGUGAAUAAGUUUGGAGUGUGAAUAAUGGAGUCUAACCGUAUGUGUGCUGGCGCAAGCUGCUCCCAAAUUGGCCAGUUUCCUGAUCCUUUUUCAUUUCUUUCUUUUUUUCGCUGGCACGGCAACACCUCUGUAAAACUGUGCAAGUGUUGUUUUCGCGAUUCAGGGCCAGCAUCCGUGCUCGACGCUGUACCUGACCAAAACCAAUGUAUUAUCGUCGUGCUGCAUGCUUCCCCGUGGUUUGGUACUCUGUAGUCUGGUAGGCACCCUGCAGUCUGCAGCUGCAAAGGGAGUCUCCUGCAGGUCCUGCUACGCUGUCCUGUACAACUUUUUUUUUUUUGAAGAAGAAGCUGUCCUGUA